Molecule: messenger RNA, 2010 nt
Organism: Cuscuta europaea
Lineage: Eukaryota; Viridiplantae; Streptophyta; Magnoliopsida; Solanales; Convolvulaceae
Source: the annotation of a GenBank genome assembly
CCUGAAGUUGUAGAAUUUCUCAGUUUUCCAUCUACCUCAUUUCCCAAAUAAACUGUCUGACAGGAGAAAAAAACAUUCUGAAAAACAUCAGAAAAAAACAAUAACAGAAGAAUCUUAGUAUCUAUAAAUUCUCCUUCUGAUGAUAAAAAAAGUGUCAAUCAUUAAUGGAGUCUCUUGGGUACACUUCUUCUUCCAAGAAGACCAAUGACUUGAUGAGACUCAAUGAUGUUUCUUUUGAUUCAAAUCUCAAACAUGGCGGCGGGGAAGAAGAGCCUGAAAUCAAUGUGUUUGAUGCCAAGAAAUACUUCAGUGACAGCACUGAUUGGAAGGAGCUGGGCAGAGGGUCGGUGUUUCCUGAAAAUAUUUACGACAAGAAAGAGGUCAAGAUCUCUGAUCUGUCGGAAAUCGAGCGGUUUUCGUCUGUUUCGUCGGUGGACGGCGGCGGGUUUGGCCGGAAUGCCAAGGCUGGUUCUUUCCGUACCGCUACUCCGACAGCUUCAUCUGAGGCUAGCUGGAAUAGCCAAACUGGGCUUCUGUCCAAACCUCCGGGUGCAAUUGAGGUUUCUCUAAGGAAUCUUUCCAGCCGCAGGGGGAAGAGGAGAGGCUCUGCUUCGGCAGCGACGGCGGCAAGGUGGCUGUUUUGCAGGUCAAAGUGUCCGUGCUCUGGCAAGAAAUCCGUCCAGGUUGAGGAACCACACUCCGACAUUGAUCAGGAGAGGAUUGAGUUGGAGGAGAGAGAUCAAAAUCUGUCUAUGAAAGUUAAGGUUAGUCCUCCGGAAACAGGGCAGGGGAUAUUGUGUCGGUCUUUUCCCGGCGAGAUCCCUUUGACCGCCGCCGCCACAGGCGUGGGAUUUUCCUUUCCGGUUCUGAAAACAUCAUCUCAUUCUCCGGCGUCUGUUUCUAAGAUGACGAUCAAAACAAGCGGUUUGCGAGAUCAAUUUCCUCUUCAUCAGGAUUCGCUAGAACAUUUCCAGCCACCGAUUCUUGGAAAGACGAUGGAAGUAAUUCAGUUCAAACCUCAGUCACGUGGCGGCGGAUUGGACAACAGAGAUCUGCGGACAGGCAAUUGCGCGUUUCCGGGAAGCCCUGAUCGGUUGACGGCGGCGGAAGACGACGCCGGGAGCGACGCGAGCUCAGAUUUGUUCGAGAUCGAGAGCUUCUCAACUCAGGCAAACAACUACCCAACGUACCGACGGCGGGACUUGCUCGACGACGAGGGGCCGUUCAACGCGCGUCGGUUCUCCGCCGCCAUCAAUCUCUACGGCGGCAGAAGAAGCCUGGACGAACCGGCAACGCCAAGCGUGGCGGCGACGGAGAAUUACCCGCCGAGCGAAGUGAGCAUCGACUGGAGCGUGACGACGGCGGAGGGAUUCGACCGGGCAAGCUCAAAUAACUUCUCGAUAAGAACGAUGGAAAUGAAAGAGCACAUCCACGGCGGCGGCGGGAGGCAGGGGACGGCAGGGAACAGCUACGGAGUGGGGGGGAAAUGCAAGGGGGGUGGGUUGCUGAGUUGUCGGCACGAGAAGGCAGUGAGCGUGGUGGGGCCACGGCCAGUGAAACUUGCGUCGGAUCUGAUAGGACCGCCACGUCCGCCGGCAUCGCCGCUGGCAAUAAUGCCGGCAGCUUCGCAUGUGAGUGGUAGGCCACCGAAGCCCAUCAAGCCGCCGCAAGGAACAUCGCAUUCCGCUCGUUUGUCUCUAGCUUUCGCAGCAUAAAAUAAACUGCCUCCAUGUUUCCCUGUCUCUCUUCUUUCUCAUUAUCCUUCUUGUUAUUAUUGUUAUGUUAUGUUAUUAUUAAUAUUAAUAUUAUUAUUAUUAUUAUUAUUAUUAUUAUUAUUAUAACUUUUAUUAUAACUCUUUCUCUUUUCUUGUUUUUCUUCCCUAUCUAGACUAGAUUUUGAGCCCUAUUUUGUGAUUUAUUAUUAUGGCCAUUGAUUUCCUUUUGUAUAUCGACACAUUCAUAUGUUUUUUUGUGCAAUAAAUUUUUAAUCAUCAAGAACUGAAGUUACUG